GGGCGGUGCUAAGGAGGAGCUUUACAAGCAGGCGGGAUCGACAUGAACGCCAUCUGUCCCCUGCUUCCGUGAAACCCUAGCCUAGUGCUAAGACAUUUAAUAUUUUCAGACUGACGGUCAUAUCCGGUCAAAGGCGGAUGUAGGCGGGGCCUACAUCUCAAGCUGCUCCGUCAUUGGUUGAAAGCCUCCCAACUGUUUUGGUUUAAAUAAAUGGCUGCGAAGCUCGACUCAACGACAGCGAUAAUAAUAAUAAUACGAACUCCGCUUUCUAUUUUACGAGCGCAAUUGACACAAGAAGGAAUCUGAAGGAAUCGCACGUGAUUAAUUGCUCGACUGUCUAUCGGCGCAGGGGAAGAAGAUGGUGACCAAGAGGAUCCGCUCGGAGUACAUGAAGAAAUUUAAAGACCCCAAAUGGGAGACUUACGCGAAAUGUUACGAAGAGAUGCUGAAGUACAGGCUGGCUCGCAGACUCCUGGAGCAAUCACACAACCCCUGGUUCUGGAGUGGAUCUGACAGUGACUCGGACUCCGUGGGAGGAAAUUCACCUCAGGCCAGCAGGAGUCAGGCUCAGUGUUGUGGGAAAGGUGAUGACCCUGCAGGGACCCAGCUGCAAGAGUGCCAGGGGGCCGAGGCUGAUGUACCAAGACUUCCUGUCCUGGAGAAGGACGAACAUGAUCGCCAUGCUCAAGGGGUCAGAGAGUCAUGUGCACCAGAGAAGGAGAGAGGCCCGCAGAGUGACAGUAAACACAAAAGUGUUGCUCACAGGGAACCACAAACGGUGUCUAAGCCUGAGCCAGAAAAAGAACCUGCAGGUUCACAGACGCAGCAGACAAAGCCACAGAGACUUUCCAGGUUUACAUGCGGCCGACGGGUCAAACCUCCACUGGCGCGGCCUCCAACUGAGGACAGCAAUCAUCCUUUUGCUCUGUAUGCUUCUGGUGAGAAGGAUGCAGACAUUGCGGCCAGAAAGACGCACAACGUCCGACCUGCUGCUUCGACCGAUCAGAUCCAUGCGUCCGCUCUAAGGGCAAAGUCCAGACGGGAGGCAGAGCGACAGGUCCAGACUCAGCGAUGCGGGCGGCGCAGAACCAAGUCGGCCGAUAUAGACAAAGCCAGAAAGACGGUUCAGCCUGAGUUUAACCCUUGGCUCACUGAGUACAUGCGCUGCUUCUCUGCUCGCUCUCGAUGAAACACAUACACACUUAACAAGACAAAGCCAUUAUUGCCCAACACGUUAAUUGGCUAGUAGGCUAUCAUUGAAAGUCACUCGGAAGGACUUAAAAAGUGGCGGUGACAAUGUAAUCCUAAUGGAAACAUCUAGAAAUUUAGAUGUAAAGUCAGCUCUUUAGGAAUCUUAAAGCCAUACUUGGAUCCAGUCCCUUUAAACACAUGCUGAAUAAGAGGGGGCGACUAUUUCUUUACUAUUAAUGGAUUAGUAGUGGUUCGCAUGUCUGGUUUAGGGUUUGAUUCUCAGCUCCAGCCUUCCCGUGUCGGGUUUGCAUGUUCUCCCCGUGCUUGCGUGGGUUUACUCCAGCUUCCUCCCACAUUCCUAAAACAUGCUUGUUCGGGUUAUUGAAGACUAAAUUGUCCAUCGGUGUGAAUGUGAGUGUAAAUGCUUGUUUAUGUAUAUGUGCCUUCUGAUAGAUGGCAACCAGUCCAGGGUGUAAAGUCGGCUAGGAUAGGCUCUAGCUCACCCGCAACCCUAAUAGGAUCAGCGCUCUAGAAAAUUAUACUCCAAGACUGAUUGCAAUGUAACUAAAAGAAAGACAAGGGUACAUUUAGAAAAACUUAGCCAGUUUUUAACGCUUUUGUCAUUAGAAUGUGAUCAACACAAAGAAUGUGCAUCCCUUAUCGAACACGUAUUAAGACCAUUGUUUUUUUGUUUUGUGUUAGACAUACAAAAAUGUCUAACUGACAGUUUUACCCAUUGCUGUUGUAGAUGAACUGGUGAUAUUGUUACAAUUGUUGUAAUGUGCAUGGACGCUAAUCACUCUCCCACUUUUUCCUAAGGUCAUCUGAUGACUGUGUGAGAGAUACUGCCAGUGUUGCAGUGGUUAUAUUCAGUGCUGUUAUACGUGCUAGCUUAUCAGGUGUUUCAACUACUAAUGUUGAAUUGAUUAAUCAGAAUUGUAAUUUAAGACAUUUAAGGCUUAUGAGGCCAAAAUUGAAUCAAAUUCAUCAUAAAGUGGAUAUUAGGCCAAAUAAUCUCUAAUGGUAAACCAUUUAGCCCACUUGAAGGGCUAACUCAGCUCUGUGCCAUACAAUGAAAUUGAAGUGAGUUGAGGCCAAAAUAAUUGUGAUUUUGUUGUUGAGCAUUAGGUUUUACUGCACGUUUAAUGUAACUGAAACAGUAUAAUUCUAUAAAUAUAAUUUAGAAUAAAGAUGUGAAAUUUUGUGCAAUAUGAAGACACUGGAAAUAGUGUGAAGUUGGACAAUCUCAAAGCUGAAUCUUAAAGUUUGUUCCUCUUUUGCUUUACUUCUUGUUGAUAGAUGCUCUUUUUUCAGUGAAGAAUGUUCAUUGAUAUUACAGUAGUAAAAUAGAGCAGCAGAUAUUCAGUCUGCAUUAAAAGGUUUGGUUUAGUAUACAAGUUAAUGUUUUCUUUCCUUUCUCCACUCAUCGUCUUGACAUUAAUACAACUUACUCAUGAUAAAAGCAAUGUUACAACAACACGUAAAAGUUCCAUAUAUUUUUUGUCAUGUUUACCUUUUAAACUUUCAAUAAAUACUGUUUACACCA
Molecule: messenger RNA, 2737 nt
Organism: Phyllopteryx taeniolatus (common seadragon)
Lineage: Eukaryota; Metazoa; Chordata; Actinopteri; Syngnathiformes; Syngnathidae
Gene: ccsapb
Product: centriole, cilia and spindle-associated protein b
Exons: 5
Coding region: 359-1189 (276 amino acids)
Biological process (GO): regulation of mitotic spindle assembly
Cellular component (GO): centriole; spindle; cytoskeleton
Molecular function (GO): microtubule binding
Source: RefSeq, a predicted model, not a curated record